Messenger RNA from Xiphias gladius (swordfish), 3087 nucleotides. It is a transcript of the gene pts, whose product is annotated as 6-pyruvoyltetrahydropterin synthase. Gene Ontology annotation, molecular function: 6-pyruvoyltetrahydropterin synthase activity. Gene Ontology annotation, cellular component: mitochondrion. The transcript is spliced from 6 exons. Gene Ontology annotation, biological process: tetrahydrobiopterin biosynthetic process. NCBI's taxonomy places the organism in Eukaryota, Metazoa, Chordata, Actinopteri, Istiophoriformes, Xiphiidae. The coding region runs from base 45 to 491 and encodes 148 amino acids. The record is from RefSeq and is a predicted model, not a curated record.
GGCUCUCAGCACGUCACUCCCCGUCCUGCUCUCGGCUCCGGACCAUGGCUGAAUCCUCUGCGAGCGGCUGCGCUGCUGAGCGGAUCGGAUACAUCACCCGCGUCCAGAGCUUCAGCGCCUGUCACCGCCUCCACAGCAUUCACCUGAGUGACGAGGAGAAUAAGAAAGUCUACGGAAAGUGCAACAAUCCUAAUGGUCACGGACACAACUACAAAGCGGAGGUUACAGUGCGUGGAAAGAUUGACCGUCUCACCGGCAUGGUCAUGAACCUGACAGACUUGAAGAAAUGCAUUGAGGACGUCAUCAUGACUCCUCUGGACCAUAGAAACCUGGAUAAGGACGUCCCUUACUUUGCCAGCGUUGUCAGCACAACUGAGAACGUGGCUGUUUACAUUUGGGACAACAUGGUGAAGGUCCUCCCGCCCAACUUGCUCUACGAGAUCAAGAUUUACGAGACAGAUAAGAACGUUGUCAUAUACCGAGGAGAGUAAACGUCUGAGUGUUGACACAAUGUGAUGUCUGAUUUGGGAGCCCUGGAUGUGUACAAGUGCCCUUAAUCGCUGCUUGUUUAACUUCACUGUUUGCUCUGUGGACUCCGGUUUGUUAGACUGAUACAGGUUUAUGAAGGGUGAUAAAUAUUUCAGGCUUGAUGUUCAUACUCUUGCACUUAAUACAGUAGAGAUUUUGUAUCAAAUCCAAACUGAUCAGUAAACCUCCUAGAAUCUGUAGCCUUUUUAAGGUGGAAACCUUACUUAGACUAGGUAAUCCCCCUCCUUUUUGGCUUAUGACCCCUUAAAAGCAAUGGCUAGUUGCCCCCCCCCCUUAACACAUUAUACACUGGUCUACAGGUUGAAAGAGCAGUUUGUUUUGAAUCAUUUUCAAAAGCCCAAAGAAAUGCAUAGACAAAAAUAAAUAAAUUUUUGGAGCAGAAAUAUGUUUUUUCUGCCUCCCUAUCCUUUUAAUCAUUUUACAACUCCUCGGUUUUAUCUAGUGACCCCCCAGCGGGGUCCUGACCCACAUGUUGGAGACCCCUGAUUUAGACCUUCACAGGAUGCUUAAACUCCCCACUGAAAGCCAAACUACUAAUAAUUCAUACAUAAGACAUUAUACAUUUUCCUACAUUUUCAUUGAUAUGAUUUUUAGUGAAUAAGUUCCAUUUACUAUCACAGUAAUUUUACCAAUAGAGUAUUUCAGCUGUCACUGUAAAGACUGACACUAAUUGGCAGUAGCUGUCAAUCCCCCCAUCAUUACACUAUGUUUAAAAGGUUGUGUAAUUAAAAACCACCCAUCAACAAAAUAUUUUGACUAUCUCAGCUCUGAAUGAUGUUUAUCAGAAUCAAGUGUUUGAAUAGAUGUUUACAUUCAGAUCACUCUGUGGCAUUUAGACAAAUAGCGACAUCUAGUGGUACAAAACUGUACAUGUCUCAACUUGUUGCAUCAAACCUGAGUGCAAAGCAGUGUUGCAAGUGCUGAUGCUCAGUGAAGAAAUGCUUUCUUACAAUAAAAUCAGGUUUUUUUUUUUUUUUUUUUUAAAAUGAGUGAGUCAAUUACUUUUUCGCCAAUUCCAGAUCAGUGAAUGGAUGGUUUUGUUUGUGUGUCAGGUCAUUUACACGAACCAUCCCUUGUUCUGACACAUUAAAUGUUACUUCAGUGAUUUAGUAUCGUGCUUCCAUAGAGUCGGGUGGCUCAGAAGAGAGACAUUAAAGAAGAGGAGUCAAAAAGGAUGCAGCAGAGGCUAGUAUAUAUUGGUUUUUAGUAUGUAGGAUCAAGCUCCAAAAACACCGGAUGCAACAUGAUGCAAUCAUUUAUUGGACCCAGCCUGCCUGAUUAAUGCUUACAUCUAUCAGACUCCUGCUCACAGUGUGUAACACAGGCUUUAUGUUUUUCUAGCUGAGGCAACCCUGAAGAUUUGUGUGUUUAACUCAUUUCAUGAACAAAAUAUAAAAACUGUAAAAUCUGGUGUUACUCUUGAUGUCAAAUACGUGGUGUUAUUUUUAAAAGGGUUGGUAAAAUUUUGUUGUUUUUUUUUGUUUGUUUUGUUUUUUUUUAAAUGUAUCCCUUUUGUUUUCAUUUAUCCAAAAUUGUCUGUGUCAUUUUUUUUCCAGGCUGAAAAAAAAUGAUCAUAAGCUUCACAAGAGCUGCUAAAUGGACCUGAAGGUGAUAUUGUUUGGUCAAACGUAUUGGGGAUGUUUAGCCACUAGAGGGCGACCGAUUGUUUCUAGAUAAACACUACAUUUGAGUUUGGGAUCCAGGCAUUAUUGACAACAUUGUAUACUGGGUCCACAAAUUUAUGACAUAAUGAGUCAAGUUAAUAAGGUCAGAUAAGUAUUCUUCUGAUGUAGAAAUAUAGACAAGACAGACAGUGUUUAAUUCUUUCUCGACAGACAUUUGCUCUUCCAGAGACGUGUUCAUAUCAUUUUCCUUUUGUCCCAACUGUUUCCACACCGUUCUAUAGAAACAGAUCCAUAUGAUUUAUGGAGAUAAUUCUCACUGCUGUAGCGGAUACUUUGUCUUCCAGACAUAAGAUAACAUAUGCAAUCUGAUUCAUUGCCCAAGGUUCAGACAUGUAACUCUACUGCUGUGUCUUGUGGGGUUUGAAAAACUCCAGUGACAAAUCACAAUGUAAAUACAACUUACCGUGGAGCGUAUGAUGCAUUGCGAGCGGUGUUAUUACUGAUACGCUGACUUAAGCCGUUUCAUAGCCUUACAAUAAUAUGAAAUUCUCUUAAAUUCCUCGGCCAUGCAUAUUUUGCCAUAUUGCACUAAAUGAUAUCCCUGGUUCAGGCCCUUAAAGCAAUAGUUCGACAUUUUGGGAAAUACCGCAAACACCAAGACCCUCACGACCUUCACAGCUUUCACUUUGUUUUUCGUGUGGAUUAAACGAUCCAGAUAUGUUCAUUAGUGAGCUUUACAGAUGCUGGUAGGUGGAUUUUUGUUACCUUUGGUGCUUUCCAGUCUUUAUGCUAAGCUAUACUGAAUAGCUGCGGGCUGUUAUAUUUGGACAAGCAGAAUAGGGAAAUCUGGCGCAGCUUCCCCUACUUCCAGGCUUGUUCAUCAGGGUCCCUGGCAAUCCCUGAUGCAGUUAUC